AAGCAGACUCCGUAGGUAGGGAGAGGAAGAUCCUGCAGGGUGAACCGGGAGGGGGUGUCCAUUUUAUUUACAGUUGGAAAUAGCUUUGCCUCUAACAAUCGUUUUUUCUUUACCUUUAAAAGUUAUAGAAAACUUUCAGGUCUUUAGAGAUGAGCAGUUCAGAGGAAGUGUCGUGGAUUUCCUGGUUCUGUGGACUGAGAGGGAAUGAAUUUUUUUGUGAGGUGGAUGAGGACUACAUCCAGGACAAGUUCAACCUGACAGGACUUAACGAGCAGGUUCCUCAUUACCGCCAGGCUCUGGACAUGAUCUUAGAUCUCGAACCAGAUGAAGAGCUGGAGGAUAAUCCCAACCAGAGCGACCUGAUUGAGCAGGCAGCUGAGAUGCUUUACGGCCUCAUCCACGCACGUUACAUCCUCACCAACCGAGGAAUCGCGCAGAUGCUGGAAAAGUACCAACAGGGAGACUUUGGAUAUUGCCCACGAGUAUAUUGUGAGAAUCAGCCCAUGCUUCCUAUUGGCCUGUCAGACAUCCCUGGAGAGGCCAUGGUGAAGCUCUACUGCCCUAAAUGCAUGGAUGUUUACACACCCAAGUCCUCCAGACACCACCACACAGAUGGAGCCUAUUUUGGCACCGGGUUCCCCCACAUGCUUUUUAUGGUUCACCCUGAGUACAGGCCCAAACGGCCUGCCAACCAGUUUGUCCCACGUCUCUAUGGCUUCAAGAUCCAUCCCAUGGCUUACCAGCUACAGCUGCAGGCCGCCUCCAGCUUCAAGAGCCCUGUCAAGGCUAUUCGCUAGGAGCCUUGGAGCAGGAAGAACAAGGAGGAAUGUGGAGAAAAAAACGUCAGGAACGAAUCACAUGGAGAGGGGUCACCUGUAUAUCCACAGGUGCCCCCUCCCCAUCAUGAAGACUGUAUUGUUUUUGAUUUAGAUUAGCCCAUAAGGGGGAGAAAAAAGUUAAAGAUUUAAGUAAAAGCAAGAGAGAAAAAUAAAACACACCGAGCCAUGAUUAUUGUGAGAAACAUACACACACGUAGGGCAACAGACUUUAGGUUGACUGUACCAAACUCAUCCGUGCCAAAAACAGAAGGUUGGAGGAAGCUUAAAGCAGAGGGGCUGCUCUGCAUCACAGGUUGAUUCUUUGUUUUAUGGAGAGAAGGUUUAAAACGUGUGAGCCAGCGGACAGCCCCGGCUCGGUGCUGCUUCUGUAAACCCUCCGUCUUUGGUAAGCCUCCUCUCCCCUUUGAGCUCAGGCUGACGCUCGGAAACACAGUUUGGAUGCUGCUAGCAGGUGGUUUUUUCUUCAUCACUCAUUUAAACAGAUACGAACCAACAGAUUUUUGGGGCGGUUUUGUGGAACUUUUGUGUUAAAUCUGCCUUAAGGUACAAGAAAAAAAGGAUUGAUUUAGGAAACGAGACAAAUCUGACUUUGGAAUCGUCAAACAAUUGUAAUCAAUGAUCCUGUUUAAGUUUCUCCCAUUGUCUGUGCAUGCGUGAAAGCAGCCCUCUCCACUCUUAUUAAUAAAAUACCCCCUCCACCCCCAGCAGCAGAAGUGUACGGUCCGAUUCCUGCUCCUCAGAAAUAGUUUGUCUGCAGUUAAGUCUGGCUCAUAUCAGCUGCCUGUUGAAUCUAACUGCUGAUCCUGUUGCAAAGAUGGGUAGAUCUUUGCAACAGGACUAACAGUUAUGGGUUCAGUCUAUUUAGAAACAGAAAAAGUAGAAAGGGUUUCUUGGACUUGCUGUCUUCAUCUAUGAUAUAUCUAUAUUUUUUGUAUUGUUACCAUGAACUAGAUAUAGAUAUGACCUUUUGCAUUUCAAAAUGUAUAAAUAUCCUGUUUUUGGCAGAAAUGCAUAAAUACCAGCUGGACAUUCAGCUGUUAUUUUCCGCCUCUAACGGAGACAGGACCCAAACGUACCUCUGUAACAGUCUGGUUGUUGUCUGUUACACUCAGUAUUCAUUUUAUAGUGAAUCUUUUGCUCCCUGUCCCAUUUUCUGACAGCAAGAAAUGGUUCGCCCAGUCAUACAGUACAGCAUUCAGUUCUGUCAUGUUGUAAGUCUGGAUAUUUUUGGGGGAAAAUAUUAUCUAGUCCAUGAUCUACCAGGGCAAAAACACAAUUUCUAUUUGUUGUUUGUUUAUUUUUAUAUUUGGAUACAUUCCACCAAAUCUACUAGUUGAAGUUUGGCUGUCUUAAGGUUCUGAGGGCAAAACUUGGCCAAGUUUUGUAGUUUUCCUUCAGUUUGUUUCUUCUAAUAGCGGAUCUCCCAUCAGGGUUUUCAAGCAGAUGUUUUUGAGGUUCAAUCAGAUGCCAAACUACUUGAGUAAAGUUUUACGAACAAUGUCAAAGCUUGUUUAAUAAGUUGUUUCUGCCAUAGGAUACGCUAGUCUAGGUUUCACAAAUCAUAGUACACCUUGAGUUAAAGGGCAGCGGAUCUAUGAAAACAGGUCCUUCUACCUACUGUCGAGUUUGGUGUUUAUUUGG
This is a messenger RNA of Cyprinodon variegatus (sheepshead minnow), 2480 nucleotides long. RefSeq names its product casein kinase II subunit beta (gene csnk2b). The transcript is spliced from 7 exons. The record is from RefSeq and is a predicted model, not a curated record. Gene Ontology annotation, molecular function: protein kinase regulator activity. NCBI's taxonomy places the organism in Eukaryota, Metazoa, Chordata, Actinopteri, Cyprinodontiformes, Cyprinodontidae. Bases 150 to 797 code for a protein of 215 amino acids. Gene Ontology annotation, cellular component: protein kinase CK2 complex; cytoplasm.